AUGGCCGACACACCGUCCAACAACGCCGCCGCUCCGACCAACAACCCCGAAUCUGAAGUUCCUGCCGUGCAGGACACGCCCACCGAGGACCCGGCAGAAACACAUCCAACCGAAGAGGAUGCCGAGCAGCCCGAUGACGCGCCCUUCCUCGUAUCCCCGCUGGAGCAAAUUCACGAGAUCCGGCAAUCCGUCAUCGAGCACCCGGUCGCCGUGCAAUACUCGUGCUUCCACCUCGAACAUAACGGGCAACGAAUUAAUGAUUUUGUCCAGGUCUCGGACGUGGAGGGUCUUGCUGCUGACUCCGAGCUGCAUGUCGUUGAAGAUCCCUACACUGAAAAGGAGGCCAGGAUUCAUUUUAUCCGGAUCAGAGAGCUGAUUGGCGCCGCGGGGGACCGUACCGACACGGCCCAGGGCAUUCUCGCUGGUACUUCGAUUCACGACGAUGUUGUGGCUGCCGCCGCCGAGGAGGCCGAGAAGGAGGUCCAGCCCUACGAUUUUACCACGACCCCCGAACUCUCCGUUCUCCUUCCCAAAGAGACACCGCCUGCGCCUAAAACCGUUAAGUUGAUCACACUGUCGUCGUGGAACCCGCCACCGGCCCAGUGGAGGCAAAAAGGUCACCUUCUCUACCUCGCUAUCACCACGAACGAGGGUGAGCAACACCAUGUGACUGGGCACGCCGGGGGGUUCUUCAUCAACAAUUCGAACAAGGACAAGUUCAACCCUACACCACGGACCGAUGCCAAGGGCGCCUCGGCUCACUCUCUCUUCACCCUCCUCGACAAGAUUUCGACCUCGUUCGCGAAGUCGUUUGCCGAGCUCCAGCAGUCCGCAAACACCAAGGAACCCUUGGCGACAUUUCAGAUCGGCAACACGGUCCCCUCAGCCCCCUGGAUUGUGCCAUCAGCCACCUCGCCGCUAUGUGCUCACAUCUCCGAUCCGACAAGACCCCAGGAAACCUUCCUGCUGGGCGGUGCCGAGAACACGGAUUCGCUGAGAGACUGGAACGAGGAGUUCCAAUCUGCCAAGGAGCUUCCCAGGGACUCGAUCCAGGAUCGUGUUUUCCGGGAACGAUUGCUCGCCAAGCUAUAUGCCGACUACAACGAUGCUGCGGCUCGCGGUGCGGUGUUGGUUGCCCGCGGCGAGGUUGCUCCGCUCAACCCAACUGAAGGACGGGAUGCUCAGAUUUUCGUUUAUAACAACGUCUUCUUCUCCUUUGGCGCUGACGGCGUCGGCACCUUCACUAGCGAGGGCGGCGACGAGGCUGCGCGCGUGGCUACCGGGAAGGACGUCCAUGGUGUCAAGCUCGUGAACCAGCUCGACAUCGACGAUUCCACUACGGCGGCGGUCGAUGGCAAGGACAUUGUUGCUGCUGACGAGAGCUUUGCCCCUUCGUUUGAGAAACUCGCACAAGCAUUGCGCGUCAAGAAGCACGCUGUGUGGGACAAGGACAACAAACGCUUCGACCUGGAGGCUAGCGUCGAGAUGAAGGGCCUCCUUGGCACUGACGGUCGCAAGUACGUCCUGGAUUUGUACCGCAUCACGCCGCUGGACAUCACUUGGAUGGAGGAGAACAGCCCCGAGGGUGCCGAGUACCCCCAUCGUAUGACCGUCCUGCGACCUGAGCUAGUAGAGGCCUUGGGCAAGCAGAAGGCUCGCGACUUCGUCAACGCCGAGUUGCAAAAGCGUGCGGCCUCGAAGAAGCAGGACGUAGUUGAGGAGCCCAAGGAGGAAAAGCCGGAGGAGAAGGCCGAGGAGAAGAGCGAAGAAGGCAAGGCCGAGGGCGAGGAGGCCGACGCAAGCGAGGAGAAGGGCGAGGAGAAGAAGGAGGAGGAGGAAAAGACGGAGAACGAGCGAAUCGACAUGUCGAACUUCAAGUUCGCCCUGAACCCCGACACCUUUAGCGGCCAGAACCCUCAGACCGACGAGGAAAAGGAGGAAAUGGCCAAGGAUGAGCAGGAGGUUCGCGAUGCCUGCACCUACCUCCGUGAUACCGUCAUUCCCGCCCUUAUUCGGGAUCUGAACGAGUCCGACAUCAGCUUCCCGAUGGAUGGUCGCUCGCUCACCUCCCUUCUGCAUCGCCGCGGUAUCAAUCUGCGGUACCUCGGCAAGCUGGCGUCGCUGAGCGAAAACACUCGCCUGGAGUGCUUCCGUGAUGUCUGCGUCCGCGAGAUGAUCGCGAGAUCGUUCAAGCACGUCGCCGCCAAGUACCUUAAGACGCUGCCUCUGCCGCUUACUUCGUCUUGCUUCUCACACCUCUUCAACUGCUUGCUAGGGACAGAGCUAAACCCCAAGCCGGUGGCCGAGAUCGACGAGUCGUACCGUUCGCUUUUCGACGAGGCUGAUCUCGCAUUCGAGAAGGUUACCCCCGAGGGUCUGAGGGAAGAAGUCCAGAGCGAGGCUGCUCGCAGGUUCCGAUUUGUCCUGCCAGAUAGCUGGUGGAGCCAGGUUAGGCAUCUGCAGCUACUCCGUGAGAUUUCCCUGAAGCUCGGCCUCCAGAUCCAGAUCAAGAAGUUCCGCUUCACUCAGUCCGUUGAGCCUGAGCCUGCGCCGCAGACCAACGGCCAGCCACAGGCCGAGCCUGCGGCAAAGAAGAAGAACAAGAAGAAGUCCCGCGAUGGGUCGCCUUCUACCACGGCGUCGCCCGUUGUUGCGCCGCACACUUUCAGCCCUGAUGACUUUGUCAAUAUCGUGCCCAUCAUCAAGGACUCGUGCCCGCGCAGCGCGCUGGCCGAGGAGGCACUGGAGGCUGGCCGCCUGUCGAUCUACCAGAACCAGCGGAAGCUCGGCGAGGACCUCCUCCUCGAGUCGCUGUCUCUGCACGAGCAGAUCUAUGGCCUUGUUCACCCCGAGGUUGCUCAAAUGUACCACACGCUCUCUCAGCUGUACUUCCAGCUCGACCAGAAGGACGCUGCCGUGGAGCUGGCCAAGAAGGCCGCUAUCGUCGCCGAGCGGACAGUCGGCCUCGAUUCGGCCGAGACGGUGCUCAACUACCUCAACCUGAGCCUUUUCCUUCACCAGCGCGGCGACAGCAAGCUCGCUCUCGGCUACGCCAAGCACGCGCUUGACAUCUGGAAGGUCAUCUAUGGCCCGGACCACCCGGACACGAUUACCACCAUCAACAACUACGCCGUCAUGCUGCAGAGCCUCAAGGCGUACCACGAAUCCCGCCGCUGGUUUGAGGAGUCGCUCCGCGUCUGCGAGAAGGUCUUUGGCCGCCAGUCUAUCAACUCGGCAACGCUCCUUUUCCAGCUUGCGCAGGCCCUCGCCCUCGAUCAAGACUCUAAGGCCGCCGUCGACCGCAUGCGCGAGAGCUACAACAUCUUCCGUGCCUCCCUUGGACCCGAGGAUAAGAACACCAAAGAGGCCGAGCACUGGCUCGAGCAGCUCACGCACAACGCUGUCUCUAUCGCCAAGCAAGCCAAGGAUCUCCAGGCGCGCCGCGCCCGCGCCGGGUACCGGUUUGCCUCGCGCGGUGUCAGCGUCGGCGUCGGCGCGACUGGCGCUACUGGCGCGGCGGCGACCGAGUUCGCUGGCAAGCCGACGCCGCCGCCGUCCAUGGACGGCCGCACCAUCGACGAGCUCGUGCGGUACAUUGAGGGCACGGACAAGAAGAAGACUGGUGGCGGUGGUGCCGGCGGGAAGAAGCGUGCCGGGCGCGGGAACCCCAAGAGGAGGGGUGGCGCUACUGGCGGGAGUGCUUAA
Molecule: messenger RNA, 3705 nt
Organism: Chaetomium globosum CBS 148.51
Lineage: Eukaryota; Fungi; Ascomycota; Sordariomycetes; Sordariales; Chaetomiaceae
Exons: 5
Coding region: 1-3705 (1234 amino acids)
Biological process (GO): intracellular distribution of mitochondria
Cellular component (GO): cytoplasm
Molecular function (GO): protein binding; mRNA binding
Source: RefSeq, a predicted model, not a curated record